AUGCCUGAAUUUAAGGUAUUGAUAACAGAACAUGGUGACUUGGGAAAUGGAAAGUUUUUGGAUCCAAAAAACAGAAUCUGUUUCAAAUUUGAUCACCUAAGAAAGGAAGCAACUGAUCUAAGACCCUAUGAAGCAGAAAACGCGAUUGAAUCCUGGAGAACUUCAGUAGAAACUGCUUUGCGAGCUUACGUAAAAGAACAUUACCCAAAUGGGGUCUGCACUGUGUAUGGUAAAAAAAUAGAUGGACAGCAAACCAUUAUUGCAUGCAUAGAAAGCCAUCAGUUCCAAGCAAAAAACUUUUGGAAUGGUCGUUGGAGAUCAGAGUGGAAGUUUACAAUCACUCCUUCCACCACUCAAGUGGUUGGUAUCUUGAAAAUUCAGGUUCAUUAUUAUGAAGAUGGAAAUGUUCAGCUAGUGAGUCAUAAAGAUAUACAAGAUUCCCUAACAGUGUCUAACUUGUUCCAUUCUUUUUAUUUGCUUUAAACUUCUGACUACUAUUUUUUACAGACUGCCAUCAGUGAGAAUUACCAGACAAUGUCGGACACUACUUUCAAAGCCUUACGUCGACAGUUGCCAGUUACACGCACUAAGAUUGAUUGGAACAAGAUCCUUAGCUACAAGAUUGGCAAAGAGAUGCAGAAUGCAUAA
Messenger RNA from Orycteropus afer afer, 648 nucleotides. Lineage: Eukaryota; Metazoa; Chordata; Mammalia; Tubulidentata; Orycteropodidae. The record is from RefSeq and is a predicted model, not a curated record.